Chelonus insularis is the source of this 960-nucleotide messenger RNA. RefSeq names its product sarcoplasmic calcium-binding protein (gene CBP). Lineage: Eukaryota; Metazoa; Arthropoda; Insecta; Hymenoptera; Braconidae. Gene Ontology annotation, cellular component: uniplex complex. Gene Ontology annotation, molecular function: calcium ion binding. Gene Ontology annotation, biological process: calcium import into the mitochondrion; mitochondrial calcium ion homeostasis. The record is from RefSeq and is a predicted model, not a curated record. The transcript has 6 exons. Bases 1 to 795 code for a protein of 264 amino acids.
AUGGCAACAGCAUUACUAAGACAUGGUUUACGUUCAGUUGUUGCAAAAAGUGUUUCUUUCGAAAAACGAGCCUUGCCGACAAUAUGCAAUACGUUCUUCGCCGAUCAACACUCUCAAUUGACUCCAAAACAAAAGUUUCAGUUUUCUCCAAUGCUAAGAACUAUGUCUAGCAAGAGGAAUGUCCACCAUACUCGAGCAUCAGCUUCUGUGGACGAGGAGAGUGACAGUGACAGCGAUUCUGAUGAAGAACGAGACAGAGGUCAGUCUGAAUUUUGGAGAAGAAAAAUGAGUACACUACACAGACACUUAGACGUUAAUAAAGAUGGUGUCAUUAGCUAUGAAGAUUUUAUGCUUCUUGCUGAAAGGUUUGCUGAUUUAGGUCAUUUAUCACCAGAAGCAAAAAAAGACUUUCAGAAGGUUCUAAGUGAUAUGUGGGUCGAGCAGUGGGGCGAGAUCAGUCCUUACAACCUCGUGGGCGUCGAACAAUAUCUUGAAGAGAUGCAUCAUGUUUUAAAUGACCCGUCUCUAAAAAAGAAAUGUCACCAUUUUCUUCCUUUCUUAUUCAAGGCAGUGGACAAAGAUGGCGAUGGAGAAAUAUCAGUCGAAGAAUUUAAAUUAUUUUUCAGAUGUCUUGAUAUCGAUAAUGAUCAUGCCGUUGUCUCCUUCACCUUUAUCGACGUUAAUGAAGAUGGAAAAAUUACUAAAGAUGAAUUUAUAUCUUUGGGAAGAGACUUUUUCUUGACUGAAGAUCAUACUAGGCCAAGCAAACAUUUCUGGGGACCACUUGCAGAUUAAUAUUUAUUUCCAUUGUUCAUAAUGAAUCAUGUGUGAUACUUAUAUCAAAUAUCAGUCUUACAAUUACAUUAUUUUCAUAUCAUGAAUAUUGAUUCAGAACCAUCAAUUAUUCGUUAAGAUUCACCGCUAUUUACGGUUCAUUCGUACUGCACAUAAGCUUUCAAA